AUGGACGGCGUUUGGCGAAAACGUUUCUCGGAUACAAUCAAUAACUCCAUAUUGCCUUGUAACAAUUUUUAUGAACACGUUUGUAAUACGUGGAAUAAGUUAGAUUCACAAGGACGCAGCAAAUAUAUUCAUCGUGUUGAUGUCCGGAGACUACUUCAUGGACUUCUAGAAAACAGUACAAUUAAGAAAGUCGACGACAUUCAAGCAGCGGAUAUGGUGAAAAUAGCGUACACGUCAUGCCUAAAAAAUGAGGGUAAUUACAGGAAAGAGGCCGAAGUGAUAAAACAUCUACUCAAGGGACACGGCAUAAUGUCAUGGGCUCUGCAACCAGGAACGUCCCGCGUGAACUACCUUAGCGUGCUGAAUUCUACGGGUCUCUACCCGUUCCUAAAUGUGGAGGUGAAACGAACCAAAUCAAGUUGGUCCCGGAACACUCUAGUGGUGUCCGCUGCUUCCCCUCACGUUCUACCCUGGACAGACUGGCAAGGGCAUAGAAUAAGCAAAAGGAAACGAGACAAAAUAAAAACGGCAUACAAACAAUUAAUCAUAAAUGUUAUAAGUCUAGUUCAUCCAAACCGUCCUAACAAAACACAAGUAGCCGCAAGCAUCAUGAACUUUGAAGAACGCCUUGCAAAGCUUGAUGAAAUGUGGUUUAAACGAAUUGCUGGAUUUUGGACAGAACCCACACUGGAGCUUUAUAAGAUGCAGAAUUACCUCUCUGGAAAGUUUCCCCUCUUUUUGCUUUUGAGCAACCAAUUCAAGAGGGUGAAUGUAACUCUCCGGUCCAAUCAAAAAGUAACGGUGCAAAACAGAUAUCACGUUAAUGCAAUACUGGAUUGCAUUCAAAAGACUGACUCUAACCUCUUGCAGAAUUACAUGGGCUGGAUGUUGAUACUGGACUACAUUAAAACUGCCGGAGGAAAACUGCAGCAGCAUUGGCAAACAUUUAAGAACGAAGCAAAGUUCAGCCUUGAGGAACAAAAAGAAUGGAAGGAACUCUGUUUGGAUGCACUGGUAACAGAGGAAACAACGAUGUAUGCUCCUGCAGCAAACUUGUACUUGGAAAGAUACUUUCCUCCGAUCGAAAAAGAAAGAGCAUUUGUAAUGAUCAGCCACAUCGUUGAGGCAUUGGUAAACCUAAUCGAAAAGAACGAAUGGAUGGAUCAGAAAGCGAUGAAUAAAGCCCUUGAUAGGCUGAGAGAGGUCAAAUACAGAAUCGGUUAUGACGAUUUCUUUGUCAACAUGACAUACUUGAAUACACUUUACACUUUCGUUGACAGAGUGAAUAUAACGCCCCAGACGCCCUUUAUAACAAUACACAGCAUGCUUCGUAGAAACCUUGAAUUGAAGAGAAUGCAAAGUCUACAGACUAAUGAGGAAGAGUUUGAUUAUCGCUUUGGACCCUUCUUCACCCAGGGCUAUUAUGACUCGACCUCAAAAACGCUAAUUUACCAGGCCGCUUCACUUCAUGGAAUUUUCAGCGAAGAACAUCUUCCAAAAUCCUAUCUAUAUGGUGGACUUGGGUCAAAAAUAGCCUACCAAAUUGCUCGCACCGUCGAAACAAUGGAUAUAUCAACUACUAAUUCAGGUGUUCCAGGCAAUGUGUACGUUUGGUCAGGAAUCAUGGCGAAAAAUUACUUGGAGGCGGCGAAGUGUCUUCAAAGAGCAAAUCGAAAGGCAAAGGAUGAAAGGACGCCAAGAAUAACAUUUGCGAGCUACGUCGCUUCCAGAUUAGCCCGCCAGGCGUACGUUGAAGCAGUAAAGGACGAGAAUGUGGACUACGCCCUCCCAGGUGACCAGUUUAAUUCUUCAGAGAAACUCUUCUACUACAGUUAUGGACAGCUUUUCUGCAGAGGAGCUGGGUACAGCUAUACUGUCACCGAGAGUGAAGAAAGGGUAAACUUCUUGAUGAAAUUAGACCCAGUUUUCUUGGACCUAUUCUCCUGCCCGAAAUAUGCCCACAAGUUGGAGGCCCCAGGAGACGACUGCGUGAUCAUUCCGGAAAAACCGAAGAAGAAACGCAAGCCCAAGAAAGACACGUCUGUCAAGUUAGCCGCUAUUGGAGCCGUUGUUCAACAACUUCUAGAAAACAACCUAACCGCUUUGCUGGAUUCGGAUAUUGAAGUUCUUGAUAUUAUAAAAGUAUGAUAAUGUGUGACAAAUCACACACGAGAAGACCAAAAAAACAAUACUUGUGACAAACUCCAACUGACGCUCCUUAAGCUCCUAGCGAUGGUAUCGGAAGGAUGGUUUUUGGAUUGUCAUAACGGGAAAAAACAGGUGCAAGCCUCGCCACUGGACCGUAACUGGUGUCGAAUUUUUUUUAUAUUACGUGUAGCCGAAUAACGUAUUCUUGCGGUGUUGUUUGGGAAAGUGUGUUGACGAGAGGUUUUUAUCUUAGUAUUCGAAAAUAAAAUGUAACAACGCGGCUAUUUUUAAGUGUUUUUUUAUUAAUAAAGCGAUUAGCCGCGCUCUACUAUUGCUGUUCAGCCACCAUUUAAUUAAAGCAUAACUUUUUGUCACGCUUCUGUAAUAUCGCGGGGGAUUCUGCAUUUAAAAUAUUG
Messenger RNA from Ixodes scapularis (black-legged tick), 2564 nucleotides. RefSeq names its product membrane metallo-endopeptidase-like 1. Gene Ontology annotation, molecular function: metalloendopeptidase activity. Gene Ontology annotation, cellular component: plasma membrane. NCBI's taxonomy places the organism in Eukaryota, Metazoa, Arthropoda, Arachnida, Ixodida, Ixodidae. The coding region runs from base 1 to 2148 and encodes 715 amino acids. The record is from RefSeq and is a predicted model, not a curated record. Gene Ontology annotation, biological process: protein processing. The transcript is spliced from 21 exons.